Messenger RNA from Sphaerodactylus townsendi, 1330 nucleotides. It is a transcript of the gene HORMAD2, whose product is annotated as HORMA domain containing 2. NCBI's taxonomy places the organism in Eukaryota, Metazoa, Chordata, Lepidosauria, Squamata, Sphaerodactylidae. The transcript is spliced from 12 exons. The record is from RefSeq and is a predicted model, not a curated record. Bases 1 to 1095 code for a protein of 364 amino acids.
AUGGCAACUGCUCAACUUGUGCACACUGGGCCAAAGCCAAAAACAUCCAAGGAGACAGUUCUGUUUCCAAACAGCGUUGCUACUGAGCAACAGUCUAUGAGUCUGAUGAAAAGGCUGCUGGCAAUUUCAGUCUCCUGUAUAACGUACCUCAGAGGGCUGUUUCCAGAGAGCUCUUAUGGAACCCGCUAUUUAGAUGACAUGUGCCUAAAAAUCCUCCGGGAAGAUAAAAGCUGCCUGGGUUCACUGCAGAUAGUCAAAUGGAUUCAGGGAUGCUUUGAUGCACUGGAAAAGAACUAUCUCCAUAUGGCUGUCUUGGCAAUCUAUACUAAUCCCCAAGAACCUGAACAUGUGACAGAACUCUACCAGUUCAAAUUCAAAUACUCAAAGACUGGAGCCCAGAUGGAUUUUUCUAGCACUCAAGUGAACAUUAUGAAUAGAGUAAACAGUGAGGAAAUUAAGGAAGCUAGCAUCCUGCUGAUCCGCAAAUUGUAUGUCUUAAUGCAGAAUCUUGGACCACUUCCUAAUGAUAUUACCAUGACCAUGAAGCUCUUCUACUACAAUGAUGUCACACCAGAUGAUUACCAGCCCCCUGGCUUUAAGGAAGGUAGCAGACCAGAUUGCUUGCUUUUUGAUGGCAACCCAGUGAACCUAAAAGUAGGAUCAGUUGCCACUGGAUUUCAUGCUCUGAAAGUGAGAGUUACAACUGAGAGCAAAAGAAUGGGGAUGCUGGAGAACAGCCUAGUUCAAGAGAGUGGCUCAACUGAGAUCUCCCAUGAAGGACUAGACUGUGAGGAGGAAGAGGAGAACCGCACUAAGAAAGACCUUCAGGCCAUUAACAAGAAAUUGGAUAAAAAGAGCAUACUUGAAGACGAUGUAGAUUCAGGUUGCAAGGCUGUUUUGUCUUUGGAUCCAAAGAGAGCAGAAGCCGCUAGGAAAACCGGAAUAGAAAAUCCAGAAACAGUAUUUGGUGCUAAAACAUAUCACCAGGUACAGAAAGUGGACCUUGCAUUUAGCCAGGAGGAAGUGGGUGGUGCAGUAAAGAAGAGGAAGAUCAGUGAGCCAAUCAAUUUAAUUCCAGCAGCUCACAGAUUAUGACUGACAUAGAUGGGGUUGCCUUAACUGUAAUGAACUAGUAGGUAUUCUUCCUAUUGGCACAGUCUUGAGAAUUUUUAUCUGCCUUACUUGCCAUACAGAUUAUAUACUUAAUGUUUUUUUCUGAUUUCAUCUGGUUUUGUUUUAAACUAUGUAAUGAAUAGAUAAAACUAAGUUAUUGUCAAAUGUUACAGCCACUCUAAUGAUGUAACUGAACCAAAAAAGUUAAUAUCCUUGC